CUCCGAGAAACAUCACCUGUUGCCACAACUCCGUUACAACUUCGCGCGUUAUUGUGUUUGUAGCGCGAAAAUAUAAAAUGGGUGAGAUGGAUCGCGAAAAUUACUCCUCAAACCCUCUGGAUCAUAUGCCUGCAUACGUCUGGGAAGCUAUUCAUCCUCUCCUAUUAGGCGUAAACGAUACAGAACUAGAUUUACGGAGACCCCACAUAAAGGCGGUUGUUAUUAACACUUAUCCGUACGUUAUUUUUAUUUACGGACUCUUGAUAAGUGUCGGCGUGUCGGGGAAUCUUUUUAUGUUCGCUUAUAUCAUCAACAAAAAACUGUACAAGGACGAGACAUACAGCUUUCUUCUUAAUAAUGCCCUUAGUGACACAGUUAAGUGUGUUGUUGUGUUGCCCCUCUCUUUGUAUGUGCUUCUUGUAAAAAAUUGGGUCUUGGGGGAAUUGCUAUGCUCCUUCAUGCCUAUGAUACAAGAUAUUCCGCAGCACACCUCAACUCUAACGUUUAUAUUGCUGGCAUGGGACAGAUUUAGGUACAUUAAAAAACCUCUUAGACCUCGUUUGCCUGCGUUUGUCUGCAAUGUAGGAACAUGGCUUACAUCUGGCUGCUUGGUUUUACCUUAUCCUAUGUAUAUCAUGUACAUCGAUUUAGGGCAAGUUUAUCCAAAACUCGAUCUUCUACAGGGAGUCGGAUUAUGUACCGUCAAUCUAUUGGAUGAUAUAAAGGAAUACACUAGAGGAAUCUUCAUAAUAAUGUACGCUGCCCCUCUAACAGCCAUUCUAUGCUUUUUCAUCCGAGUGUCAAGAGAACUGUCCAGACAAAAUCCUACGGCGGCAAUAAAAUUCGAAGCGAGAGCCAAAGAAACAAAGGCUCGGAUCCAGGACGGGCUGCCGACUGCAUCGACUGAAGUGCAGAGUAUCAGAACGGACUACGAUCGAUCAAGUCAAUACAGUCGGGGCAGUUUUCGAGACUUCGAUACCGCAAGAACACUUUACGAAUUUAGAGAACCAGACCUCAACGUUAUCAAAGAGCGUAGGACGCUGAGGUUUCUUGUUGCUAUUAUAGUGCUCUACGGCAUCUGUCUUUUCCCUCUGAUGGUUUUGAAAGUGGCCAGACUGUCAAUUAAGGAGACCUAUGCUAAUAUUGCCGUCUUCGAUGUACUGUACUUAAUUGUCGUCUGGAUAGCCUUUUUACCAACAUGCACUACCCCUUUGCUAUUUAUUCUAUGGAAGUUAACCAGUUCAUCAAUAGACCGGAUUAGAGGAUAUCUUAGACUCAGUAGUAGAAAGAAGAGGCAUUCUAAUGAAACAGUGACCACGGUAGCGGGAACUCCAGCUUUCCAGCCAAGAAAGAAAAGUCAUGUUUCAGAAGACAAUAUCUCUGAUUCAAAUAGUUGCCAACAAGAUUUGCCAUCUACCUGAUGACAUGAACAAUGUAAAAGGUAUUCAUCGUUGAAUUUAAACAAUAGAGAGCAGCUAAUAUAACGUCAGGAUUAAUAAGGAGAUCAUUUUUUGUAGUAAUUUUAAACUAAGGAUAUAAAAGAAAACAAAGUUUGUAAUAUUUUCUAG
This is a messenger RNA of Diabrotica virgifera virgifera (western corn rootworm), 1568 nucleotides long. RefSeq names its product gastrin/cholecystokinin type B receptor. Gene Ontology annotation, biological process: neuropeptide signaling pathway. Bases 78 to 1421 code for a protein of 447 amino acids. Gene Ontology annotation, molecular function: neuropeptide receptor activity. The record is from RefSeq and is a predicted model, not a curated record. Gene Ontology annotation, cellular component: membrane. Lineage: Eukaryota; Metazoa; Arthropoda; Insecta; Coleoptera; Chrysomelidae. The transcript is spliced from 7 exons.